AUGUCCAUCUCGUUGUACAAGAUUGGUUGGUUAUGGAUGCAAGCAAUGGGUGUGUUGGGCAGCACUUGCUGCGCACGAAGACGAUAUACCGCCGUUCAAAGGCCACUGCCAACCGAGUUUCGGGGCUUAGCCUGUGGCGCAGCUGGAGAUGGCCGCCGGGGGUGGGCCUACCUAAUGGAGAUCCGCAUUUCCCAAGGAACAGGGCCUCUUUCCAACGUCCUGUCAUCCACUUCUGCUUCGUCUGACCAUGACCGUCGAUUCAAUCGAUAUCCCAUCAGAUUCGACGGCGCGCCCAUCUCGCGCCUUCAAUUCCAGGCUGCCUUCCUGCGCCAGACCACACCAUCCUUCUUCACCGACGCGAUGGCUCCCCGUGCCGAGCUGCAUGUUUCUGACACCAUCAGAUCGAGUCUUCUCGAUCGAACGACGCUGCCAGCAUUUGGGGAUACGAUCAAGCCGGCGGCAAGGCGACACUCUACUUUUACUCCGCGAGCCAUGGUGCUCGCUCCAGUAUCCCGCGCCGCCGUUGUGGCGCGGUCGGAAUCCGUAGACGCCGGCGUAAUUGCCGGAGCAGUUGUGGGCUCCGUCUUGGGCGGUGCCCUGGUGUUUCUGAUCUUAGGGUUUUUAUACUUCCGUUACAAGCGGAAAUCCCUCCAAACUGCCACAGACACCCUCUCGAGAAGAGUUUCGUUCCCUAGACAAGGCGAUUCUCAGGAAAGGGAUCAAGCCCAGUCGCUAAAAGAUGGGACUUCAGAGCGUGGUGUGCCCGUCUUUACCGAUGGGCCUGGUUUUCACCAAUCGCCCCAGUCCACGGAAAGGAAUGAUGCCUUGCAAGCUCCCGCCGCUUCAGAGCAACACGCCUACGUCCAAGAUUAUGACCCCUCGCCGUCUGGAAGGACCUCGGUCCCGUUUUCAGAGGGUCAAGGUACUACUACUACUACUACCACCUUAUCGAUGGAUUGUGCUGCGUUGGCCGCAGCUGCCAGCUAUUAUGACGAAACUAUACCCAUGGAUUCCGAUCCCGAGGUUGAACCAAUGGCACCACCAUCUAGACAGAUGACGGAGCUGUAUCGAGAGCAGCUCCGGCUUGCGCGAGAGAAGCGCAAGGAGCGCAAGAACAGCAAAGGUUCAACCAUUAGCCGAGUUCUAAACAGCAUGAAGAGGAAACGUUCAACCCAUUCUUCCGAUGUAACCCACGCAAGCCCCGUUCAAGCAUCACCUGUAUCAGAUCGUCAAGCAGAUCUACCUUUGGAAUCGAUAGAAGGUCCCAGUGGUGUACAGCCUGAACCUGGCCAGCCACGAUGGGACAUGAGUGCUUUCACAUCCGCCUCCAAAAGCGCCAGCAUAUACGAAGAACCUCAGCAAAUCAGCGAUGCGGUUGAAACAAACCAUCACCAAAAGAAGAAAUCCAAACGGAAGGUUGAUUCUCAGGACACAUUUGGGGUCCCACAUCGGCUGGACUCACUUAGGACGGCGUUACGAGACGAACCGACCCCAGACCCCCAAUUGCCCUCCUCAGCCCUAGGCCAAACAUCCUUCUCAUCCAAGGACUUUGCUCAUCAAGAGCCCGCCCAGACAGGGGACGAUUCUUUCCAACCGACACGAGAAAGAUUGCAGAGCCCAGGUAUACCGGAGCCCAUGGACGUGGACGUGGAUAUGGUGGAAUUCACAGACCCAUCCGGACGUCGUGCCAUCCGUGGUUCUCACUCUCCUCCUUUACCGCCAGAAUCAUUCAUAUCUCCCAUGGCCAUUUUACAGCCCACCACGGCCACGGAGAAAGCUGCUUGGAAUGAUGCGGAGGUCCUCCGAAUUGAAAAUAGCGCGUCACCUUCUGCUUCGCCGCAGCACAUUCCGGACGACCAGCAAGGCUAUGAUGGGAGUGACGAGGAAGACGAGGGCGCGGAUAAUGACGAGGAUGGCGGCCAAGACAUGAUUGCGGAUGGGUAUGGUGGCCAGGUGAUGGGUGCAGAUUACAAUGUGCUUCCAGCAAUCCAGGAACCUGUUCAGCAUGACGGUCCAUCCGACUACUCAACCCCAGGUCGAAGUUCAACGAAUCCAUCUAGUGGAAGGACACCUGAUACAACAAUCACCCCAUCCCCAUCUCCAGGGUUUCACGGCUUUGUGCAGCCGGAGAGUAGUGCCUCGCCGGAAACCGGCCUUUCGCUCAAACCGCCGUAUAAAUGUGAAGAGUGUGGACGCCAAUUCGACCAGAUACACAAGUUGAAUCACCAUAAGCGAUAUCAUGACCGCAAACACGAGUGUACCUACCCGAACUGCGAUAGGAAAUUCGGCACAAAGACGCAUCUAGAUCGUCAUAUCAAUGACAAGCACGAAAAGAAAAAAGGAUAUCACUGCACUGAACCGAGUUGCCCAUACUUCAAGGGCGGGAAAGCGUUCCCCCGCAAGGAUAAUUGGCGGAGACACAUGCAGAAUAAGCAUGAUCUAAGCCCAACACCCGAGUUGGAGGCAGCGGCUGGCGCCUGA
This is a messenger RNA of Pseudomassariella vexata, 2481 nucleotides long. RefSeq lists its product as uncharacterized. The transcript has 6 exons. NCBI's taxonomy places the organism in Eukaryota, Fungi, Ascomycota, Sordariomycetes, Amphisphaeriales, Pseudomassariaceae. The record is from RefSeq and is a predicted model, not a curated record. Gene Ontology annotation, cellular component: nucleus. The coding region runs from base 1 to 2481 and encodes 826 amino acids.